UCGUCGCCAAAACCUAUCUUGUCGCCACGUCAACCUUCGCAAAAGGAAGAAGGAUGUGUCACGGUCUUUAUCGGCAACUUGGCCUGGGAUGUGGACGAAGAUACCAUUAAACAGUCCUUUGCCGACUGCGGCGAGAUUAGCCAGGUGCGGUUCGCUACGGACCGGGAGACUGGAGAUUUCAAAGGUUUUGGACACAUUGAGUUCGUUGCGACCGAAUCGACCGACAAGGCCAUCGAAAUGGCCGGUACGGAAAUUCUCGGACGCCCGGUUCGCGUUGAUUUUGCCAACGACAAGCGGAACAGCGCACCAGGC
Phaeodactylum tricornutum CCAP 1055/1 is the source of this 312-nucleotide messenger RNA. RefSeq lists its product with no specific name. Lineage: Eukaryota; Bacillariophyta; Bacillariophyceae; Surirellales; Neidiaceae. Gene Ontology annotation, molecular function: RNA binding. The annotation marks the transcript as partial. The transcript has a single exon. The record is from RefSeq and is a predicted model, not a curated record.